AUGCCGCCCGUGACGGGCGCGCGCUGGGCCGGCGUCAAGGUGGCGGACCGCUUCGCGCCCGUGUGCCCGCAGCGCCUGCCCGACAUCGCCAACGAGACGGCCGCCCUGCGGCGUAUGCCGCGCGGUCGCCUCGAGUACCUCAAGCGCCUGCUGCCCUACCUGCAGGACCAGAGCGAGGACUGCCUCUUUCUCAACAUCUACGCGCCGGCUCAAGAAAACAUGUUUAUUGCACAAACUAUCUCAUUUUCUGGCUAUUAUACACAGAAUUAUUGUACAAAUUACAUUUGA
Molecule: messenger RNA, 288 nt
Organism: Gryllus bimaculatus (two-spotted cricket)
Lineage: Eukaryota; Metazoa; Arthropoda; Insecta; Orthoptera; Gryllidae
Source: the annotation of a GenBank genome assembly